This is a messenger RNA of Contarinia nasturtii (swede midge), 955 nucleotides long. RefSeq lists its product as uncharacterized. Bases 123 to 914 code for a protein of 263 amino acids. The transcript is spliced from 4 exons. The record is from RefSeq and is a predicted model, not a curated record. Lineage: Eukaryota; Metazoa; Arthropoda; Insecta; Diptera; Cecidomyiidae. Gene Ontology annotation, molecular function: single-stranded DNA binding.
AAGUGUAACCUAGAAAUGUGUUUACAGCGAAAAUUAAUUCGAAAUAAAAUAUUUUUUUCUUUCGAUCGUUGAAUACUCCUAUACUUUGAAUUAACCAUCGCACUAUAUUUAUUUCCAUAAAAAUGAGCGUUUUGUUGAGAUUUUCAUGGAAUUCGUUUCGUUGUACAAGGUUUGCGAGUACAUUGGCCGUACAACAGCAUAAACCAACAAAUCUAAAUCGCAUUAAGUUGAUUGGAUCUGUUGCCGAAGUCUACAAUGAAAAUACCAGAAUUUUAUUUAAUCUAAGAACUUUUGACGAAAAUUCAUUUUAUGACGUACACAAAAUUUUGGUGCCUCCAAAUGUAUUGGAAAUACUUUCCGACGAAGUUAUACAGACUAACAAUAAACUUUUAAUUGUUGGUAAAUUAAAUGCAAAACAGUACGCUCGGAAUGAUGGUAAAAGUUAUACAGCACAUCGAAUUGUGGCUCAACAACUGCACAUCAUUGAUACCGGCGCAUUGGAUGUGAAUGAUGAUUAUAGUGAAUUAGGGACCACAAAUAAAAAUUAUCAAUUUGAUAUAAAAGAUGAGAAUCGUGUGCAACUCGAAUCAUUCAUUUGGUCACCAAUAGAACAUGCAGAUAAAUACAGCGCCUUCUUCUUAGCCAUGCGAUAUAGCUCGAAAGAUUCAACUAUGAAUAUUGUCGACAAAACUGAUUUGAUAUCGAUUUUUGCAUACAAUGAUGUACUACGAAAUAUACUUAAACGGCAAUUGAAUCGAUUAGAUCGGGUCCGUGUUGAAGGCAUUCUAAAGUAUAAGCCAUGCAUUGAUAGUCAAGGAAAAAAGAAAUACAAAGGAUACAUAAAAGCUGAACGAAUAAUAAAACUAAUUACAUUUAAUGACAUUGAAAAGAAAAAAGCGGCAAACAAAUUGUAAAUCACAAAAGAUAUUUGAUUAAAUCGUUUUUAUAAUAUAGA